UAGUUGAUUAUUCUUCUGGUCUUCAUGUUUUGGAUUUGCAAAAUGAAAAAAAAGCAUUUGAUUUUAGUUAUGAGACAACAGAAAUUACCUCUGUUGCUGAAGAAAAAAAUUAUAAUGCUAGUUAUCUUUUUAUUCGCAAUCAAGAAGUAGAUCAGUUAUUAAUACCACUUUUACUAGAUUAUGUAGUAUUUAUUACUGCAG
This is a messenger RNA of Funneliformis caledonium, 201 nucleotides long. The record is from the annotation of a GenBank genome assembly. Lineage: Eukaryota; Fungi; Glomeromycota; Glomeromycetes; Glomerales; Glomeraceae.